Messenger RNA from Venustampulla echinocandica, 1665 nucleotides. RefSeq lists its product as uncharacterized. The record is from RefSeq and is a predicted model, not a curated record. Gene Ontology annotation, molecular function: amino acid transmembrane transporter activity. Gene Ontology annotation, cellular component: vacuolar membrane. Gene Ontology annotation, biological process: amino acid transmembrane transport. NCBI's taxonomy places the organism in Eukaryota, Fungi, Ascomycota, Leotiomycetes, Helotiales, Pleuroascaceae. The coding region runs from base 1 to 1665 and encodes 554 amino acids. The transcript is spliced from 5 exons.
AUGGCGUUAGAAGGAAGGCGUCUACCGACUGACUAUGAAAACUCAAGUAAAGACGCUCUUCCCGACUCAAAAUUGGAAGAGCGCAAUCCCAGUGAUGAAGCCUUGGACACCGAGAAUGGCACAAGAAGCAGGUUCGGGUUCGGGAACAGCGAUAAGCAUCCCGGUGGUAGAAUUGCUCCCGUCCUGUCUCAUCUGAGAGGAUACGACUUUGGCAGCGACACCGACAGCACAGAUAUCCUAGGGAAGCAAAUUGAAUUGGAGGCCGGCAAUGACAUUCAGUACCGAACUUGCAGUUGGCCCAAGGCAAGUGGAAUUUCUUUGCGACGUAGGCAAUGGCAUGCGCUAACUGGGUUUCAUCAGACUGCCGCCUUGCUCUUCUCCGAAUAUAUCUGUUUGGCUAUUAUGUCAUUUCCAUACAGCUAUUCGGUUUUGGGCCUUGUUCCCGGUUUGAUCUUGACAGUGGUCAUAGCUGGACUUGUCUUGUACACGUCGCUCGUCGUUUGGGAGUUCUGUUUGAGGCAUCCAGAAGUACGAGAUGUGUGUGACAUCGGCCAAAUGCUCUUUUGGGGUAAAACCUGGGCAUGGUAUGCCACUGCAGUCAUGUUCGUCUUGAACAAUACCUUCAUUCAGGCCCUGCACGUGCUUGUCACGGCGAAGUACCUUAACACCAUCACGAGUCACAGUCAAUGCACUAUCGUGUUCGCAGUUAUCGGCACAGUAAUUUGCUUCUUCUUCUCACUCCCCAGGACUUUCUCAGCCCUGGCCAAGCUAGCAACUUUCUCUGCAUUCUUCACCUUCCUCUCGGUCUUGCUUGCAGCGAUUUUCGCGGCGAUCGAGGCGCACCCGGCUGGAUACAAUCCUGACCCAAAUUAUGUUAAUCCGAAAACGGGACUUCCUGGCGGGGAGCCGAUUGUCACCGCGCUUCCUGUCAAGGGUACGACAUUUGUUGCAGGGAUGAACGCUUUCUUGAAUAUCAGCUAUACGUUUAUCGGUCAAAUUACUCUCCCCAGCUUCAUUGCUGAAAUGCGCAACCCAAAGGAUUUCCCCAAGGCUUUGUGGGCAGUAACCAUCGCCGAGGUCUUCAUCUUCGGCAUCGUGGGUGCUGUUGUGUACGCAUACACUGGCAACCAAUACAACACAGCACCGGCCUUCGGCUCUUUGGGCAAUGAUAUUUACAAGAAAGUAUCAUUCUCCUUCAUGAUUCCGACUUUGAUUUUCCUCGGCGUUCUCUACGCAUCAGUCUCAGCGAGGUUCAUCUUCUUCAGAAUUUUUGAAGGGACAAGACAUAAGUCUAGCCACACUGUUGCUGGUUGGUCUGCAUGGGCAGGCAUUUUGGCUGCUACUUGGGUUCUGGCCUUCAUCAUUGCAGAAGUUAUCCCUUUUUUCUCCGAUUUGUUGUCAUUGAUGUCGUCACUCUUCGAUUCCUUCUUCGGUUUCAUCUUCUGGGGUCUUGCUUAUAUUCGUAUGAGAAGAGUGGACGGGGGCGUGACUUGGUUAAAGGAACAGUCGCUAUAUGGAUACUCGAUGUUGGCGCUUAAUAUCGUCAUCAUCCUGAUAGGCCUCUUCUUUCUAGGUGCUGGCACUUAUACUAGUGUGCAGAGCAUCAUUACCGACACUGAGGGGUCUGUUGGGGGUGUCUUCACGUGUGCCGAUAAUGGUCUUUGA